Messenger RNA from Symbiodinium sp. CCMP2456, 585 nucleotides. The record is from the annotation of a GenBank genome assembly. Lineage: Eukaryota; Dinophyceae; Suessiales; Symbiodiniaceae.
AUGGCCAUCGCUUCUUCUCGCCGAUGGAAUGUCUACCAUGGACUCGGACUCCUCGCAGUAGCAUCCACCUCUCUCGUGCUGUGGGUGUUGGUUAAGAGGAGGCGAAAGGCUGCAGAGGACGAAGGGCGCUGGCAGGUGGUGGGCAGCAGGUCCGAGAUGGUCGAAGGACCGUGUGGUUGGGAGCUACUCACCUUUGAGCUCAACGAGGGUCGCACAGCCUGUGUCUUGCACCGGGACGGGAAGUGGCUCUCUUUCGACCGCAGCUGCCCUCACGCUGGCAUCGAUCUCCUCGGUGGAGAUGUGGAGGAUCUAUCCGAGCUCGGAGCAGGGGUGGGGGUGGCGUGCCCAGCUCACAGCUACCUCUUCGAUCCGAUUGUGGGCACUUGCCUUUGGGAUGCUUCACGGGGUCUACCUGAGACGCCGCCGCUACAAACCUACGAGGUCAGAGAGAACCGUGGCAACAUCUUCGUACGGCCUCGGCUGCUGCCUGCGCCUCCCUCAAAAGAUGAGUGGGACCAGGCACGAGCUGAUCAGCUGCAGCUGGCAGCAGUGGACAAAGUGUUGGCCAGGAAGUUCCCUGACUGA